CGACCUCGACCUCCCCCCACAUCACUUCUCCUCUCCCCCCUCUCACAAGGUCACACCCCUCCUCCCCCGCCCCCCUCGUCGGCUCGAUCUCCGUCGCGGCCGCGGCAUCAUCGCCCCCGUUCUCCCCCCCUCCCGAUCCCCGAUGCGAUGCCCGCGCGGCGCGAUCGCGUGAGCACGGCGCAAUGAAUCCCAGAGAUUCCGACGACGACCACCCCGGGGCGGCGGCGGAUUCCGCGGCUCCGCAGCCGCCGCCGCCGCAGCAGCAACCGCUGGAGUGGAGGUUCGCGCAGGUCUUCGGCGAGCGUGCGGCUGGAGAGGACGUGCAGGAAGUUGACAUCAUCUCUGCGAUCGAGUUUGAUAGAUCUGGUGAUCAUCUUGCCACUGGAGAUAGAGGAGGUCGUGUUGUUUUAUUUGAGCGGACAGAUGCUCGGGACCAGCAUGCUAAUCGGAGAGAACUGGAGAGACAAGAUGUUCCAAUUACUAGGCAUCCCGAGUUCCGCUAUAAAACGGAAUUUCAGAGUCAUGAACCUGAGUUCGACUACCUCAAAAGUUUGGAAAUAGAGGAGAAGAUCAACAAGAUCAAGUGGUGCCAGACAGCCAAUAAUGCACUCUUCCUACUGUCCACAAAUGAUAAGACCAUCAAAUACUGGAAGGUGCAAGAGAAAAAAAUAAAACAAGUUUCAGUUAUGAAUCUUGACACCUCCCAAACUGUUGGGAAGGUUAUGUCUACUCGUGCAAGUGCCAGUACUUCUAAGGCUCCUAUUCCAAAUGGUGGAUGUUCAGAAAAGUCUGAAGGUCUCAACAGUGAGCUCUUAUUUCCGCCUGGAGGUUACCCAUCACUGCGUUUGCCUGUGGUUGCUAGUCAAGAGGUGAACCUUGUUGCUAGAUGUCGACGUGUAUAUGCUCAUGCUCACGAUUACCAUAUUAAUUCCAUUUCAAAUAAUAGUGAUGGUGAAACAUUCAUAUCAGCAGAUGAUCUGCGAAUAAAUCUAUGGAAUUUGGAAAUAAACAGCCAGAGUUUUAACAUUGUCGAUGUGAAACCUGCAAACAUGGAAGAUCUAACAGAGGUGAUUACAUGUGCGGAGUUCCACCCAACUCAUUGUAAUACACUGGCGUAUAGUAGCUCAAAGGGUUCUAUCCGACUAGUCGAUCUGCGACAAUCUGCAUUGUGUGACAACCAUUCCAAGAUAUUUGAGGAACAUGAAGCACCUGGGGCAAGAUCGUUCUUUACAGAGAUAAUUGCAUCAAUUUCAGAUGUAAAGUUUUCAAGAGAUGGAAGAUAUAUUCUUAGUCGUGAUUAUAUGACUCUCAAACUGUGGGAUCUAAACAUGGAUUCAGGUCCUGUUUCAACCUUCCAGGUCCAUGAACAUCUAAGACCUAGGCUUUGUGAUCUCUAUGAGAAUGACUCGAUAUUUGACAAGUUUGAGUGUUGCGUUAGUGGAGAUGGACUUCAUGUUGCAACUGGCUCUUAUGGUAAUCUGUUUCGUGUUUUUGGUUCUACUCCUGGAAACACGGAGGUGACCACCUUGGAAGCCAGCAGGAACCCGAUGAGACGCCAGAUUGCAAACCCGACCAGACCCACGCGGACGCUGACCUCUAUGACCCGUGGUGUGCGAAGAGGUGGAGAAAAUCUAGGUGUUGAUGCCAAUGGAAAUUCAUUAGACUUCUCAACGAAGUUGCUCCAUCUUGCAUGGCACCCCACUGAGAAUUCCAUUGCAUGUGCCGCUGCAAAUAGCUUGUAUAUGUAUUAUGCGUAGAAAAUUCCCUAGAGGAAAUUUAUUGUUCUUGGUAUGCCACAUUGUCCUUGAAGGCUAGGGCCUUUCACAUGCAACCAGAGGGAUGGUGCAGGGCAACGUCAAUUCCUUUUGGGGCCAAAACAGGUCGGAAAUGUCCAAGACGAAGACUGCUCUCAUUACUGUGCUAGCGGACCACGGCCGUGUUGAUUCUUUAGUAAAUGUGUAAAUUAUAUUCUGAUCAUCAAAGUUUUGGUCCCAAGAUGCGAUCACUUCGCUCUCAUCGCAGUUACCGUUUAUCCCAAUCAGCGGUCCAAGGGGCAGAUCAGAAGAUAGAAAGGUUACUUUGUGCUAAUUCUGGUGGCAAGGACAUGACCAAAUCUGCAUUGCAAGAUCUGUAUGAUUGAUUUAUCUUUCACAUGUAAUGCUACAUAGACAGGGCUAACCAGUUGUUUUGAAACUUAAAUUGUCUGAACGAUAGGUAUUACUCAGUUAUUGUAGUUAUUCUUCUCCAUCACAGUUUUAUUCAUUGGACUGUUGAAAUAAGUCAGCACUCGUAUAAGUGCUCUUGUUGUUUCUGAUUCUUAAUAUGAAUUUGUUCAUGGUA
This is a messenger RNA of Brachypodium distachyon (stiff brome), 2340 nucleotides long. RefSeq names its product serine/threonine protein phosphatase 2A 55 kDa regulatory subunit B alpha isoform. Gene Ontology annotation, cellular component: protein phosphatase type 2A complex; cytosol. The transcript has 14 exons. Gene Ontology annotation, molecular function: protein binding; protein phosphatase regulator activity. Gene Ontology annotation, biological process: peptidyl-serine dephosphorylation. Lineage: Eukaryota; Viridiplantae; Streptophyta; Magnoliopsida; Poales; Poaceae. The record is from RefSeq and is a predicted model, not a curated record. Bases 183 to 1757 code for a protein of 524 amino acids.